AUGAACCUGGUCAAGGGAACAACCUUCACGUUCCUAACAGGACUUGGCAUUGCAGGGAACACCUUUGUUCUUGUGAACUACAUUUACUUAUUUAGAUGUAUUGAGAAGAAACCUAUACACCUUAUUCUCAUCCACUUGGGUUUUACAAACAUCCUAAUGCUUUUUACCAAAGGAACACCAAGGGCAAUAGCCAGCUCUGGUUUGCAAAACCUCUUAGGUGAUGUAUGCUGUAAGGUUGUGGUUUACCUGGAGAGGGUGGCCCAUGGUCUGUCCAUCAGCACCACCAGUCUCCUCACGGUGGUCCAGGCCAUCACCAUCAGCCCAGCCUCCAGGUGGAGGAGGCUGCAGCCCAGGUCUGCAUGGGACAUCCUUCCCUUGUUGGUCUUUUUCUGGGUACUUAUCAAUGCCUUGAUAAGCAUGAACUUACAAUUUUACAUAAAAAAUCGCAACAACAUGAACACAUCAGAAUUUAGUAAAAGUGACAACUAUUGUUAUUUUCAACCAGACAACUGGAUAAUCACAUGGAUUUUUCUUGCUCUCAUUUUCCUUCGAGAUGCUGUGCUCCAGAGUGUCAUGGGCUGGGCCAGUGGCUACAUGGUCUUCCUCCUCCACAAGCAACACCAGCACGUCCUCUAUCUGCAGACCUCCAAACUCCUCUACAGAACUCCCCCAGAGAUGAAGGCUGCUCAAAGUGUUCUCCUUCUGAUGCUCUGUUUUCUCUUCUUCUAUUGCACAGAUUGUUUUAUUUCUUUACGUUCAUUUUUGUCCUUAUUGAAGAAUUCCAUAUCUGUAAGUGCUCAAGAAUUUCUGACUCUUGGUUAUGCGAUUCUUAGUCCAUUUGUGCUGAUUCACAGAGAUGGACAUCUGGCUGAAUGUUGUCAUGCUCAGUAA
Molecule: messenger RNA, 891 nt
Organism: Sciurus carolinensis (gray squirrel)
Lineage: Eukaryota; Metazoa; Chordata; Mammalia; Rodentia; Sciuridae
Product: putative vomeronasal receptor-like protein 4
Biological process (GO): G protein-coupled receptor signaling pathway
Cellular component (GO): membrane
Molecular function (GO): pheromone receptor activity
Source: RefSeq, a predicted model, not a curated record